UACAAUAAUGUCCUUCAGAAGAUCUUCCCUCCGUAUGGCCAAGAUGGCCUCUGCUGCUGCCUCCAAGCAGAUUGCUUCUAAGAGAGCCAUGUCUGCUUUGGCUUCUGCUGCUAAGCCUGUUGUUUCCAAGCAAUCGAUGGCCCCACUCGCUGUCCGUGGUAUCAAGACCAUCAACUUUGGUGGCACUGAAGAAGUUGUCCAUGAAAGAGCCGACUGGCCAAGAGAAAAGUUGUUGGAAUACUUCAAGAACGACACCUUAGCCUUGAUUGGUUACGGUUCUCAAGGUUACGGCCAAGGUUUGAACUUGAGAGACAACGGUUUGAACGUCAUCAUUGGUGUCAGAAAGAACGGUGCCUCUUGGAAGGCUGCCAUUGAAGAUGGCUGGGUUCCAGGUGAAAACUUGUUUGACGUCAACGAAGCUAUUUCCAAGGGUACCUACAUCAUGAACUUGCUUUCUGAUGCUGCUCAAUCUGAAACUUGGGCUUCUAUCAAGCCUCAGCUUACCGAAGGCAAGACUUUGUACUUCUCUCACGGUUUCUCUCCAGUUUUCAAGGAAUUGACCCAUGUUGAACCUCCAACCAACAUUGAUGUUAUCUUGGCUGCUCCAAAGGGUUCCGGUAGAACCGUCAGAUCCUUGUUCAAGGAAGGUAGAGGUAUCAACUCUUCUUACGCUGUGUGGAACGACGUCACUGGUAAGGCCGAAGAAAAGGCUAUUGCCUUGGCUGUUGCCAUUGGUUCCGGUUACGUUUACCAAACCACUUUUGAAAGAGAAGUCAACUCUGACUUGUACGGUGAAAGAGGUUGUUUGAUGGGUGGUAUCCACGGUAUGUUCUUGGCUCAAUACGAAGUUUUGAGAGAAAACGGACACACUCCAUCUGAAGCUUUCAACGAAACUGUCGAAGAAGCCACCCAAUCUUUGUACCCAUUGAUUGGUAAGUACGGUAUGGACUACAUGUACGAUGCUUGUUCUACCACUGCCAGAAGAGGUGCUUUGGACUGGUACCCAAGAUUCAAGGAUGCCUUGAAGCCAGUCUUCAACGACUUGUACGAAUCGGUCAAGAACGGUUCCGAAACUCAGAGAUCCUUAGACUUCAACUCUCAACCUGACUACAGAGAAAAGUUGGAAGAAGAAUUGCAAGUCAUCAGAAACAUGGAAAUCUGGAGAGUUGGUAAGGAAGUCAGAAAGUUGCGUCCAGAAAACCAAUAAGCCUACCAUCUACGUGUAUUUAUUGCGACUAAUGAUGUUUCAUGAUAGUCUCGAAUGACUUAAUGAGGUUCAUUUACUACUAAUAUCACCAUUUUCAAUUCUCUCUUUUUAUAUAUAUUGAUAACGUCUUUUACUGGCCUUGGUUACUCAAAACUCUAUUAUUGCAUAUCGGAACACUCUGUUUGUUGAAUAAACAUGUUCUAUAAUC
Scheffersomyces stipitis CBS 6054 is the source of this 1415-nucleotide messenger RNA. RefSeq names its product ketol-acid reductoisomerase (gene ILV5). Bases 8 to 1207 code for a protein of 399 amino acids. Gene Ontology annotation, molecular function: ketol-acid reductoisomerase activity. The record is from RefSeq and is a predicted model, not a curated record. Gene Ontology annotation, biological process: L-valine biosynthetic process. NCBI's taxonomy places the organism in Eukaryota, Fungi, Ascomycota, Pichiomycetes, Serinales, Debaryomycetaceae. The transcript has a single exon. Gene Ontology annotation, cellular component: mitochondrion.